AUGCCUCUCUACGACGUUGAAUAUGUGACUCCUCUUACCCUUGAGCAACAGGAGCAACUCGCCAUUGCAUUUACGAACGAGCACUCGCAGCGGUUCAACACCCCACGCUUCUUCAUUAACGUCCGCUAUACAGAUGUGAGCGAUCAGGUCGUCUUCCGUGGAGGCGUCCGACGAAGCUACAGCCGCGUCAUCAUCCGUACACGAGCCGGUAGUAAUCGCACGAAUGAAGUUUAUUUGGACCACUGCAAGCGCAUUGUAGCCCACUGGGAGAGGAUCGUAGGGCGGGAAGGCGACGAGGGAUUGCGCACCGUGUGGGUGAUGGGAGCCCUGACGACGGCAUUAGAGGCAGGCAUUGGACGCCCAAAAACGGGAGAGGAGGAUCAAUGGAUUCAGGAUAAUAUACCACAUUUUCGGACAUUGGCAGCAGCAGGUGAUGAGGACUUUGUCGAGCUCUUGCACGAACUCGAGGAAAAGCAACAAGGAGCGGUGUAA
Messenger RNA from Trichoderma reesei QM6a, 492 nucleotides. RefSeq lists its product as uncharacterized. The transcript is spliced from 2 exons. The coding region runs from base 1 to 492 and encodes 163 amino acids. NCBI's taxonomy places the organism in Eukaryota, Fungi, Ascomycota, Sordariomycetes, Hypocreales, Hypocreaceae. The record is from RefSeq and is a predicted model, not a curated record.